Messenger RNA from Cordyceps fumosorosea ARSEF 2679, 3684 nucleotides. RefSeq names its product protein family UPF0592. The transcript has a single exon. The coding region runs from base 1 to 3684 and encodes 1227 amino acids. Lineage: Eukaryota; Fungi; Ascomycota; Sordariomycetes; Hypocreales; Cordycipitaceae. The record is from RefSeq and is a predicted model, not a curated record.
AUGGCUCCCGCCGCCAGCUCGCUUUCUAUUUCUACCGCCCACUUCCCACGCUCCAACUCGUCACCAGAAUUCCAGUUAUCCUUCACGAGCCGUCCGCCCCUGCCGCCUAAUUCACCCGCACUCAACAAGGAGCUUCCUAGGCUGCCGUCCUUUGAAUCCUUUGAGAUUCCAUCCUUCGAUGCCAUUCACGACCUGGAUGCCAAGCUUUCGCUUCCCGGAACACCACCCUCGCUUACACUCGAUUCGUCCCCGGUCAUCACACCCGCAACAAGUACAAGCAUAAAGGCAAGCACAAGCACAAGCACAAGCGCGAUAUCAAAUCUAGAACCCGAGCAGCCGGCCAACCGAUUUAGGCGUGGUCUUUCUAGAUCCAGGAGCACAAGCCGCCCUAAAUCUUGGCUACCGAGCUUCAGACCGAACAAGGAGGAUAAUGCUCAACCCGCGCAGUAUCUAGAGCCCCCGUUGGCGAAGGAUGCUGCAAUGGCGCGCCACCCGUCGCUGAAGGAGCGCAGUCAGUCUGCCACCGACACUUUCGCCAACUUUGCGCGACGUUCCUGGAUCUCUCGCACUCCAUCUCCCAAAAUCACGGGUCCACCACCAACGGACAAUGCAUCGUCGGACAAGACACCCAAGGCUGCGCCCAAAGGCACUUUAAGGAAGUCCCAGCCCCCAGUCCAGGCCAACCCCCCCGAAUUGACUGCACGGUCGGAAGAUGAGGUUGACGCUCAAAAACCUGCCACCUUGAGCUCCAGCAGGACAGGGGCCUUUUUUUUCAAACCCAAGCCCAAACUCUCGACCCUGGUCACUGUCGUUCAGGACUGGGGUGCCGAUUCUGACAGCUGCGCCUCGUCAGCUGCCAGCCUGAGUCAAACUGGGCCCCAAAGCGUGGCCAGCCGUACUUCGCAGUCAACAAGCUCGGAAAGGAGCAACGCAACUCCCAUUACGGAUGAUUCGUCCAACGAAAUGACGCCGCAGGUUCGCGACAGCCUGUGGUCGUCUUUCAAGACGCUUGAGCUCGAAUUUAAGAGCUUCACGCUCAAGCAAAUGACCCAACGCAUCGCCCAAAUCCAGACCGUUUUGUUGCCCUUUCUCCGCUCCACCAUGCAUCACCCAUCCACCAAAAAGUUGCAGCCUGAAGAUAUCGACCGUCGAGCCGUCAUCCUCAACAAGUGGUGGAAUGUCAUUCUUGACAUGCUCGACUCCCAAGCCAACCAACCAAUCCCUGGAGUCGAUCGUCCGAUUCUGCUCGAGGCUGCCACCAUGGUAAUGAUGCGACCGGAGUGGCGACGCGCUACGCCCGCUUUCCAACCUCUGGUUGAUCGAUGCCCUACUGACAAGGUGCGCUCGCGAUCAUGGACCAGCUCCUCGUUUGACUCUCAGAACUCCAUGCUUCUCGACGAGACUGCUGAGCAUAGCGUGCGAACCAUGUUUGUUGGUAACCUAAUCCGUCAAAUGUCACUUGUGGUGGAAAAGAUGUCGUUGCGGCAUGCGCCCCUCACUUUGGUCAACUUUGCCGGAAAAACAUGCGCGUAUGCCUUCUUCUUCGCCCCUGGCGUUGCCGACAUUUUGAUGCGUCUGUGGGGUCUCACGCCGGAGCUGAUCCGCAGAGCAGCAGAUGAGUUUGGCCUGCCACGAUGCGACAAUGGCGAUGGCGAAGACAUGGCUGCUCUCUUUCCUCCCAAACUCAGCCCAUAUGCGUGGACCACCCCGCGAGCUGCCUGGAAUUACCUUAAGCAGGUUCCCAAAAUGUCUGUCCUGGUGGCUAGAAUCCCUUGGACCGGCCCUUGGGUUUCAAGAUGGAAGGGCCGAGAUACUGACUUGUUUUUCAUCUUCUGCAAAUACUUCCACGUACUUACGGACCAGUUUCUCCUUCCUGAUUUACCAUUGGCAUUCAAAGCCCGCGCACCGGGAUUUGUCUUCGUCCAGGCGCAGCUCCUGUCCAUGAUAGACUCCACCAUUCAUCGCCAAGCCGCUCUUGGCCAGGCAGCAUACCCCCCGCCACUCGUGGACUCAUUCCAUGGUGCGGAUGCGUCAGCCAUGGCGAUGCCUCUGCCCCCAUCGAACUUGAUGAAGGGUAUGGCUGAGAAUAGGCUCGUCGCUCUGCUCAAGGAUAUCUUACUGGACGACUUUCCCGACUUUGCCAGCGCCAAGGCCACAUUCGCCGAAACGUUUACUGCCCUGUUGAAAGCGGCCACGCAGCGGACCUCCAAGUUCAACAGCUCGGCCUGCUUUACCUUGUGCGACUUUCUGGAAGAGGUAUUGGUCAUUUAUGACCAGUACGAGGCGAGGGAGAAUGUGGCCUCGUGCAUCGACUGGACAUUUUGGAUUGAAGUAUUUAAGCGUGUCAUGAGCUCGAUGAACACCAUGUCGGAAGUGCGUGCUCUGUCGUUCCUCUACACCAUCUGGAAUGUCGCCGCAAAGCAGCCGUCGCGCAAAGCCGAGCUCUGUUUUGACUGGCUGCUUACGGAAGAGACGUUCAACUCCUUCUUCAACAACUGGUGCCCGAUGGUGCGCGCCUACUACCAUCGACUCUUGUGCUGGAGAAUCUGUCGCUACGAUGGAUCUCCUAGCGAUGUUGAUAUUGCCGUUUUCCGCCUCGCAGCCAAGCGUCUCGGAUCUGUCUGGAGCCACUACCUCUUUCUCAGGGAAACGGCCGACGAGACAGGCCGCGCAAGACCGUCGUCCAAUCCAAUGUCGCCAACGGUGGGAAAGCGAUUCAUCAUUAUUCGGCAAGAGGUACAUGCACCUCAGCCCGGUCUCGUCAUGGGACUGGAUACGUUUGCCAGGACGCCUUCCGGUACCGACCUGGCAGCCAUGAGUGACUAUUUUGACUCGUCCCAGCAUGCUCAGGGCGACCCAAAGAAGCGUUGGUCGCUGUUUGGAAAAGUGCUGUCAUUUACUAAUGUGGCGUCCGCGGCCGACACGCCCAACCCCGCCGGUCUGCUCAAGAGUCAUUCCUCUGACGGACUACAGCCGGGAGGGCGCGAUACGGCUUCCACACGCUCUCGUCCAUCCACGCAGUCAUACACACAAUCGCGAAAGAUGUUUCAGAUUGGUGGAAGCUCUGCGACAUCGGAUACGGAAUCUCGCUGCUCGACACCUCUAACGGACGAGCCAGGGUUCAUCUUCAAGUUCAUCCUAGCCUGGCAGCAGCAGAAUGGUCCCAGCCGUGAGCGUGUCCUGACUCUGCCGCAGCUUCCCGGCCCCGCGCAAUACCGUCUGAAUGGCCCGGUCUGUGCAAAGCGUCCGGUGCCGCUGGAUGCGCUCCGCCAAGUGUCGAGCUCAUCACAGCCUGGCUUGAUUGAUCGCGCCAAGAAUGCGACGCCUCUUUCCUCGCCACUCGAGGAAAGCACACGCAGGCUUUCCCUUGCGGAGCCGCUGCAGGCAAUUGACAGCCCAGCGACGCGCACUGGUGUCUCGAGCCCGAGCGAGGAGAGCGACGCGACGCGCACGGCGACGCCCAACACAGGCUACUUUGUGCCCGAAGAGGCGAGACCAAGCAAGCCGGCUGGCGCGUUUGUCCGCAACGCCGUCUACUCUGGCCAAGCGCUAGCGGAGUGGACGCAGGUUGUGAAUGAGUGCAACAGCUUUGUCGAUCGACGUACAGACGAAGGCGUCGAUCGACUUCGCGACAUGGAAGUCCCGCUGCUGAAUGUUGAGGGCUUUCGUAAGCUCGGAGGCUAA